Molecule: messenger RNA, 6239 nt
Organism: Petromyzon marinus (sea lamprey)
Lineage: Eukaryota; Metazoa; Chordata; Hyperoartia; Petromyzontiformes; Petromyzontidae
Source: RefSeq, a predicted model, not a curated record
GUGCCUUUCCGACCUUCAUAGAUGCGCUAACAGCCCUUGCCCCAAAAGUCUGUUGAGGCUAUGCAGGGGCUCUCUAUCUUUGUGCUAGUGUGUGAGCUCGCGCAUCCUCGUCGAGAGGCCGACAGAGCACACGUGCCAUCGCCGUGCGGUAGCGGCAGAGAGUCCCUGUCGCGGUGACGCCCGCUCUGUGCAAAGUCUGAUCGUGGGACCUUUGAGCUGGGGAUUAAUCGCGUUGUGUCCCGCUGUAUAAACAAACCCUGGGGGCUGGUGGGCAGGUGGGGGGGUGUGCACCGCCGCUCCGUGCGGGGACACCAUGGAGACCGGCUCGCUUGCCGGGGCGGUGCCGUGUUUGUGUCGGUGACGGCCGCUUGGCGUUGACUGACGAGAACGUGCCGGCGCGUGCCCCUGGGGUGGCGGCCAUUGUCCUAUCCCCGCUUCUCGUCAGAGAUUCGGUUCUCGGAUUGCGCCAUCGCUGCCGGAGAGCGUUUCCGUUCAGCCUCGUCACCGGCACGACCCUGCCUUAAAGAGAAGAUGACGUUGCAGAACUAUUUCUGAAUUCACGUUAGAAGAGAAGGGCCCCCCCCUCUCUCUCCCCUGCUUUAUCCACAUUCGGGUCGCAGCUCUGAUACAUCCCGCAAAGAGCGUUCGGCUUAAGUUAAUUGCGCAGAAGUUUGCAAAGUCUCGGAGUUGGAAUAAUUUGACGGUUUAACUGUUGGACCCGCCAGAUCACUACGCUUGAGUAAACCAAUUUUAAUCGAAGGUAGCUAAAACUUGGAUUUUAACAUGAGGUUAUCAAGCCGGCGGGUGAAGCUCUGACCCGUGCCCACCAUCCGCGCCGUUUCUGCUUCAUGUUGGGUUUUUGAGAACACAAUGGCAGAGGAAGAUUAGAAACGCCGCUGCACAUUGACACGCUCCCAGUCCUGUCGCUCUGCUGCUGCUGCUGCUGACGAGGCGGUUCUCCUUUCAUCACGGCGCCUCUGGCAUCGCAGUGAAGAGAGCCUUCAGAACCUCCCAGAGUUUGGGUUAAAGCUCCGUGGCCGGCUUUGGGAAUCGAGCACCGGCUUUCAAGGUACCGGCAUUCAACCUUGAGACUCGGUGCAGAGCAACGUGCGAUGGUGCAAACGUCCCUAACCGAGUGCUUAAUCGCUGACCUCAACGCAGAACUCCCCGGUCGCAAUUAGACCGCACGCGGUGGUCCGUGCCGCAUCACAACAUCGCGCGGCAGACGCGGCCGUCUGCACCGAUGACAAUUUUGGCGAGCCCCACACCGCGACCCAUAUCGUCGCGCCUCUUCACGCCACUUCCAUCAUAUGAGUCUGUGGGUCUCUGAGGCAGUCUAUAGCUCAAACCACGGCCCACAUAGUAGCGUCACUGCACACGUCCAUCAUGAGUCUGUGGGUCCCCAUGUGAGUCUUGGGUCUCUGUAAGUCAGUCUAUAGCUCAGAACAUGGACCAAAUAGUAAUGCUGCUGCCUGCUUCGAUCACUCGCCGGAAGUAUUUCAGAAAUCACCACAUUAAUCUCCCUGUGAGUCUGAGUGGCUGAGUGUAUGCGAGACUUAUUUACUUCCGUGACAAAUUCACCGGGCGACUCCUGCAGCUCAUCGACUGGCUCACUCACCAGCCGCGACACGAACCCGGAAACACUGCUGAUCAGCUCCGCGCAGGGCGUGAGAAGUUAAUUCCUCUGCAGGACACCCGGGAGACACCAUCCGGCCCUGCCACAACUCAAGCCAGAGGCCGCAAUAACGUUUAAGGGUCCGGGGUGGGAAAUGUAAUUUAUUCCACGGAGCGCAGGAGGCUCACUCGCUGGCCCUGCUUGCCCAGCUUGUUGCACCGCACAGCCUACAAAAGAACCAUUCAUGUGUGCCACAGAUUCCUGUCGUCUUUUGGAUAAACUAAAACCUCGCGUGAGAGAGAGUCCUCUGCAUUCUCUCUCCAAGUGGAAGUGGCUAGCUGAACCCACACUGCACACACACACAUACGGGGAGAUUCUGAAUCGGUUCCCUGCGAGUCCGUUUCAAUGUUGGUCCCUUACCGGAUUCUCAUCCAUAAUGCCAUGAGAUGAAGAAUCUAUCCAGACGUCAGCGCUGGGAAGACAUCGGGCUGGUCACCCACCCCCUUGUGUGCCGUGCCGGCCUUCAUAGGUGGGUAGCCACGCCGCUGGCGCGACGCAUGGGCGUGGUGGAGACGGUGCGGAGGGAGGUGCCGCCCAACGCCGUGCUGGAGAAAGUCUACCGCUCCCGCACCAAGCGGCCCACACAGACCGAGCUGGAGCGGCUGGUGAAGCAGUCCGACUGGACGCAGCGCCAGGUGGAGCGCUGGUUCCGGCGCCGGCGAAACCAGGACCGCGCCGGCAUCAUGAAGAAGUUCUGCGAGGCGAGCUGGAGGUUUGUGUUUUACAUCGUGGCGUUCUGCAUGGGCAUGGCCGUCAUCGUCGACAAACCUUGGUUUUGGGAACAACGGGAAUGCUGGGUCGGAUACCCAAAGCAGGCGCUGCUGCCCUCGCAGUACUGGUACUACACCAUUGAACUCGGCUUCUACUUGUCGCUGCUCUUCAGCGUCGCGUUCGACGUCCGACGGAAAGAUUUUAAGGAGCAGAUAAUUCACCACGUCGCCACCAUUGUGCUCAUCAGCUUCUCGUACUUCGCCAAUUACAUCCGGGCGGGCACCCUCGUCAUGGCCGUGCACGACUCCUCCGACUACUUCCUAGAGUCGGCCAAGAUGUUCAACUACGCCAGGUGGCAGCGCACGUGCGACUCCCUCUUCGUCGUCUUCACCGUCGUCUUCCUCGUCACGCGCCUCGUCAUCUUCCCCUUCUGGAUCAUCCACUGCACGGCGGUCACCUCCCUCGAGUUCUACCCCGCGUUCUUCGGCUACUACUUCUUCAACGCCAUGCUCAUGGUGCUGCAGCUGCUGCACAUCUUCUGGGCCUACCUCAUUGUGCGCAUGCUCUACCGGUUCAUCUUCGUCGGACAGCUCGACAAGGACGAGCGGAGCGACGUGGACGAGAGCGACGCCUCGGAGGAGGAGUCCAGCACGGAUUGCGCAGUGGGCUCCAACGGCGCCCUGAGGAACGGGCACGCGGGCGUGUGCGGUGGAGACAAGCGCGCCACCGCCAAGGCGCAGUAGCCGCCGCCACGGCGGGCCACGGGCAAAUCCACGCCCGCGCCCGCCAUUCCUGGGUUAACCGGCAGCAACCGAGGACCAAACCGAUCGGACCGCGGCAGCCCAGCCUCACUACCGUGGACAGCGGCCAAUCAAGCCGACGGCACUCGACCGCGUGACCGACGACACCAGCCAAUCGGCCAAUAGCAGUAGGCGGCCGUGACCGUCAUAACCACAGCCAAUCAAGAAGCGGCAUCCGACCGCGUGAGGCCGUCGUCCAGUCGGCCUGACGGCGGUCCCUGGUUGGGCGUCUCCCCAGGGACGGCGGCGAACGCGCGCCUCUCACUGCGCGCCGCUCUCCACCGCUGAUGACGCUGGCGAUGCCGCCAAGACGCGGACGGUCCAACGAUGAGUUAAUUUCGCACUAAAGUUUCACGUGACUUGUUUAUUUUAAUCAAAAGUGAUGAGUAGCGAUGAUUUGGUUUUCCUUGUUGGUGUUACGCCAAACGAAUAUUAACGCGUUGCGUUAUUUUAAAGCCGUUAGCGUUAAUCACACUUGUUUAUUUUCCGUUGUUAUAUAUAUUUUUUAUCGUUAUUAUUCGAGCAGCGUAACACUGCCAAGGUGCAGGACCUAAACUCUUAAGAUUUGCGUAACCGCAGCCGCGCGCACGAGGGACGUCGCGAGCGACCCUGCCGGGUGGCUCUCUAGCGUCUCCCUCGAGUGGCGAGACACGGCAUGCCACGUGCGUUCAUCCGAGGGGAUGCUGCUGCAGCACAUCUCCUUUACGUUCCUCCCACGCGCGCACGCACGCACUAGGCUCCUUCCGUACCUUCCCGCUUGCCGCCCUCUCCCCUCCUGCGCCGCCCUCCGUGGAGCUCGGCCUGGAGCCUUGGGCGUUCGUUCGCAGGCGGCGUGACCGCAGGGGAAGGCGGUUGGCGAUUUGUGCCAUUGUUUUUUUUUUAAAUGUACGCCGAUGACGCCUUCGGCGAUGCGUGGCCUCGGCAGGUUGCACGUGGAGUUUCCCGCCAGCCUCCGUUGGAAUCGGUUGCCCGCGUUAAAGAUUUCCGCCAGUGCCGCUGCUGUGACAUCGUAUUUUGACCCGCCUCCACCGUAGAGUUAUUCAUCCCGGGGGUUAGAAUUCUACAGAUUAUUUGAAUACCUCUCUCUCCCUGUGGUUAACACCCUCUCCACAACCCCAUGCCAGUCUCUGGGUCCUUCUUGUUCAGAUCCCUACCUGCCAUGGGAGUGUCUCUCCUCCUUAGUCCUGCACCUUGACACAGACGACGCCACGUGGGGCAGCGCGUGAACCAUGGGCAGGCGCUUCGACACGAACUCUGGGGGUAGUCUCACUCCAGGCUGGGGUGGUGGGUUGUUGGGGGGUCCUAUUGCUCUAUAACAGUAUUUGCACCCUGGCCGUCCAUACAUAUGUCGUGUUUUGGUCAUUUUCUACGGGUGGAGUCGUAUUGCUGUAAGGGCUUGUUCUUUGGGGGUUCAAUGGCUGUGCUUGGUAUUCUGAGAGUCAAAAGUGUUUUCCUGCUCAAAUGAGCAUUGAGUUACUGGUCCUCAUCUCAUGCUUGCAGUCCUGACCAAGUGGUGGAAAUUCUCCAUUCCUAUGGCGGGGCGUGUCUGCCCCCCAUAAGACAGCCACUGUUAAUUUCCCCACAAUAUGGUAUUUUUAUUGAUCCCAGAGGGGAUGACGAUGGGCUGGGUCAACCCCCAACUGGAACUCGUAACCUUCUGAAUGCCAGAGGUUCCGAUCUCUGGGGUCUACAUUGCUAUCUCGCACCGGCAACUCAAAUACGGUGCAAAAGUGUUGUUGUGUGUGUGGGGCACCGGUGGGGAGCGUUGGCCACUGUGCUGGGUCUGUGAGGGACCGAGCCCCAAUCCCUCUGUCCGUGUUUGAGCGGCGUCCGUGUUGGGCCAAGCCUGGCGUUCGCACUUCGUGACGGUGCUCGUGUGUGGGGACGCACGCACUCAUUCACGUCCACUCAAACUCCAUAUGGACUCACUCCGACUCUCACGCGGACACAUGUUUACUCACACGUGCAGGGACUCACUCAGACUCACUUGCACACACUCAUGGUUCACUCACACGGACUCACUCCGAAUUGUGCGCACGGACUUGCACACAGACUCAAACUCGUACAGUCACACACCCAUCUGGACACUGCUACAAACUGACACAGGCACUCCUGCCAACACUCCUACUGGCACACACAUACGCUCCUGUACACAGCCAGCUGACACUCGCAUGCACAUUGAUUCAUGCGCAUACAAACACACCAAUUCAUCGAGCUCGGCUGUGAAUUCAUGAGGAGGCUGAGCCUCAUAUCUUUGCCCUCAUGGGGCUGAGCCGGGUCAUGAAUAUGGCCGUACUUUUGACCCUGUGCCUCUUAACCACAACCUCUUGAACCCGGACCCGGCUCCGUAAUGAACGAGGCAGAGACGCCCCCUCCUCUGGAUUGAGAUGUGAGAGUCCCACGGCUGAAACGCACGCCCAGCGAUUGCAAGAGGGAUUGGUAGAGCGGUGGUCCGGAGACCCCCCCCCCCCCCCCCCCCGUGUCCGUCUCCUUGUGCGGCCAGUCCCACUGGGGCUGUGGCGGUGUUUGAUGUUUAUAGGAGGAGGCGUCACCCCCCCCACUUCCCCCGACAGUGACGAGCGAGGUGAAAGUGGAGAGAUCCCAGGCGAUGCUGGUGGGAGCAUGAACGCGAAGCGCGCUGGCCAAUCGGAGCAUAGUCCGAGCUCUCAACCCGCCUUACCAACAAAACGGAGCAAGCUCUGUCUAAACAUAAACAAACCAACUAUCACGCUUAACCAUAACCCUAGCCCUACCGCGAACCACAUAAACCUUGCCCAAUCCACAGUUCAUCAACCGACAAUCACCAACUGUACCCAAACCUUCAUCUUGUAAGUGCCAUCGGUAGCCACGGACACCAGGCCUCCACUUCCGCUUGCCUCUGCCGCUCACUGCUGGGCAAGCGGGCGUCGCCCCUCGUGGGUACGAUUUUAAAAGCGUCGCUCUCGAUGUGUUCACCUCUUUCCAAUAUCACUUAAUAUGAACUUGCAAUUGUAUUUAAUUUAAGCUUUUUUUUGUACAUUUGCCUUCUAGAAUAAAGAAAUUAUGUGCCACGG